UCCUCCUCCCGUUGGCGGCGGUAAGAAUCCAACAUGGAGUAAAGGCAGGGAUGGGGCUCGGACGGGGCCGCCGCCGCCGCCUCCGCUCGCUCCCGGCCGCCCCGGCCCCAGCGGCGCCCCUCGGCCCGCCCGCCCGCUGAGCGCGCCCCCCCCCCCCUUCGGCCCCGCGCCCCCCACUUUCGGCGGCCCCCUCCCGCGAUGUCGAGCCCCGGGCGGCGGAGAUGAAGAGGCGCAGCGCGGCCGCCCGCGGCGGGGGCUGAGCUUCCCAGCGGGGAGGGGGAGAAGAUGACCGAGGACAGCCGCCCGGACGACGACAGCUAUAUCGUGAGAGUGAAGGCCGUGGUUAUGACCAGAGAUGACUCCAGUGGCGGAUGGCUUCCACAGGAAGGAGGCGGUCUUAGUCGAGUUGGCGUCUGCAAGGUUAUGUACCCCGAGGGAAACGGCAGAAGCGGAUUCCUGAUCCACGGAGAGAGGCAAAAAGACAAGCUGGUGGUACUGGAAUGCUAUGUAAGAAAGGACUUGAUUUACACGAAAGCAAACCCUACGUUUCAUCAUUGGAGAGUUGACAACCGCAAGUUCGGGCUCACGUUUCUCAGCCCUGCCGACGCCCGCGCGUUUGACAGAGGCGUCAGGAAAGCCAUUGAAGAUCUCAACGAAGGAUCCACGACUUCAUCUUCCACCAUCCACAACGAAACCGAAGUUGGGGAUGACGACGUCUUCACGAACGCUACGGAUAGCUCUUCUAAUUCUUCUCAGAAGAGGGAGCAGCCAUUACGAACAUUAGCAUCUUCUCCAUCCUGCGAGCAUCACCGAAUUUGCACCCUGGGACACCUUCACGACCAGUUUAGCUCUGACCACUAUCAUCUGGAACAAUCACUCCCAAGAUCUUACCGACACGUCAGCUUCCCAGAUGACGACGAAGAAAUCGUACGGAUUAAUCCACGGGAAAAGAUCUGGGUGACGGGUUAUGAGGACUACCGCCAUACUCCCAUGCGGGGGAAAUACAUCGACUCGGACGAUGGGGACUCGUACGUUCGGUUUGCCAAAAGCGAGGCCCCCAAACACGAUUACACUUACCCGUACCUGAGCAACUCGGACUUUGACUUGGGGGAUGACAUCAAGGGUGCCGUCGUAAAGACUCAGCCCACCCGGUGCAAACAAGGGCGGUGGAAGGAAGAUGGGGAGAGGUCGCGAUGCCGCUAUUGCAGGGACAUGUUCAAUCAUGACGAAAACAGGCGGGGGCAGUGCCACGACGCGCCGGACCGAGUGCGGGGCUGCAUCCACCGAGUGAGCUGUAUGUGGUGCGCGGACAGCAUGCUGUAUCACUGCAUGUCCGACCCCGAAGGAGAUUACUCGGACCCUUGUUCUUGUGAUACCAAUGAUGAAAAGUUUUGCCUCCGGUGGCUAGCCCUCGUCGCCUUGUCCUUUAUCGCCCCUUGUAUGUGCUGUUACCCGCCUCUACGGGCUUGUUAUCGCUGUGGGGUCAUGUGCCGGUGCUGUGGCGGGAAACACAAAGCGGCUGGAUGACAGCGCCCCGAAGCCUUGUGAAGUGCUGUAUGUUUUUGGUUUUUGAGGGUUCCCCCCCCCCAUUUUAACGAAGGAGCACCUUGGUCUAGAGCAUUCUCAACUGUUAUGUACAUCUGGGUGCAGCCCAGGGAAAUGAAUGGAGUCCAGAAACGGAGCUGACUCGCCCGUCUCCCCUCUCCCACGAGGCUGCCGUGCAUCAAUUCGCUCACCGACGUCUAACACACUAACGUGCAGCAUAGACAUUCAUAUUAUUAAUCUGUAACAGAGAAGAAUGUCCUGUACAUGUUUAUACCUUCUUCCCCCACUUCGCCCCCGCUGAAAGAUUAUAAUAACACGAAUGGUUGAGCGCGAUGGACUUCCAAGCACCUUGCGGUUGGUAUCUGUACACGACGAGUUGUUCGACCCGCAGCCCGUUGUUGCUUCUGUGAACCAAGGUGUGCUUGUUCACAGUGCGUACCACGACACAGUAUUGUUGACAAUCUUUAGCGAGACAAUUUUGUGCCAGCGACAAGUUUUUGCAUUUCUUUGGACCGUCGCUUUCAGUGGUUUUCUAGAAUUUCAAUCAAUCGAGCAAAAUAUAUUCAGUUUGAGCCUUAGUACGUUUGGGGAAUGGGAAAGCUUCAUUUUUCAGACCAAUUUUUUUGUACGAAAGGGAAAUGUUUGAAGGAGUGUCGCUCUUUCUUCCCACGCGCCUUAAAUAAAACUUCAGUGCUGACAUUCUU
Sphaerodactylus townsendi is the source of this 2249-nucleotide messenger RNA. RefSeq names its product sprouty related EVH1 domain containing 2 (gene SPRED2). The record is from RefSeq and is a predicted model, not a curated record. The transcript has 6 exons. Gene Ontology annotation, cellular component: membrane. Bases 286 to 1527 code for a protein of 413 amino acids. NCBI's taxonomy places the organism in Eukaryota, Metazoa, Chordata, Lepidosauria, Squamata, Sphaerodactylidae. Gene Ontology annotation, molecular function: protein kinase binding. Gene Ontology annotation, biological process: negative regulation of MAPK cascade; multicellular organism development.